UGGCAGGACUUCCCAGUAGGCGGGGCCAAGCACUCGCGCUACUCCGGGUUUGUGGAAACUCUUUGAUCGCCACCGACUGGACUUGUUGAAAAGGGCUCGAGCGGUAACUACAUCUAAUAUUUUGACUUUUCUCCGCCGUGUCAGUCGUCGUUCUUCUAUGAAACGGGGUCCUGAGGAUUCAUUGCUAGAGGCUGCAGUGCGUUUGUGUGAAUUAACAGCUCCGAAAAGAAACCAUAUCUGGUCAAAGUAUUCAGCUGUCACAUGCGCUAUAUAUAGUGUGGGAUAAGCGCUGUCUGAAGUCUUGUGGUUCGGGGGCUGAACAGUUCCUGCUUCUUUCGUUUCUUCUCUUUUUUUUCUAUCCCCUCCUUCCCCCUUUUUGUCAUUCAUCAUGCUUCGUAAAGAGAUGGAGAAGUACCGGGAUGUGGAUGAGGAUGAGCUUUUGCAGAAGCUCAGUGAAGAGGAGCUCCGGAGACUCGAGGAUGAACUUGAAGAGCUUGAUCCUGAUAAUGCACUGUUGCCGGCGGGAUACAGACAAAGGGAUCAGACUAAGAAAGCUCCGACAGGAACGUUCCAGAGAGAUAACCUUCUGGCUCACCUCGAGAAACAAGCUAAAGAACAUCCAGACCGGGAUGAUCUAGUUCCCUACACUGGCGAGAAAAGAGGAAAACCGUGGGUGCCCAAGUCAAAAGUUGUUGACCCUCUUCUGGAAGAUGUCACCCUGGAGCCUGAACUAGAGGAGGCCUUAUCAAGCGCUACAGAUGCUGAACUGUGUGAUAUAGCAGCUAUUUUGGGCAUGCACACACUGAUGAGCAAUCAGCAGUAUUAUGAAGCUCUAGCCAGCAGCACCAUCGUCAACAAACAGGGCUUGAACAGUGUAAUCCAGUGUACUCAAUAUAAGCCAGUGCCAGAUGAAGAGCCCAAUGACACAGAUGUAGAGGAAACACUACAGAGAGUCAAGAGCAACGAUCCAGACCUCACAGAGGUGAACCUAAACAACAUCAAGAAUAUUCCAGUGCCAACUUUGAAAGCAUAUGCUGAAGCUCUUAAAGGGAACAGUGUUGUGGAACGUCUCAGCAUCGUUGGCACCAGAAGUAAUGAUCCUGUAGCCUUUGCACUGGCAGAGAUGCUAAAAGUGAACACGACUCUGAAGAGUCUAAACGUGGAGUCAAACUUCAUUACUGGAGCUGGAGUUCUGGCUCUCGUGGAAGCCUUAAAGAGCAACACUACACUGCAGGAGCUAAAGAUCGACAACCAGAGCCAGCCAUUGGGUAACAAGGUUGAGAUGGAGAUAGCUAAUAUUUUAGAGAAGAACACUACUUUGCUGAAGUUCGGGUACCACUUCACCCAGCAGGGCCCACGCUUGCGUGGAUCCAAUGCUAUGAUGAACAACAACGACAUGGCUCGUGUUGUUCGGUCGGACUCAGACGGUGCGAUCACAUUCACUUUGUCAGUCCCUGAGCUGGAAAGAGCCUUCUGUAAAAAGUUCAAGUUCACGUCAAAACCCAAUAAGAAAGAGAAGGCUUGAAGGAGGACCCAUCUUUCCUAAAUGUCGGACAAACGUGUAGCAGCAUCAGGACUCCUCCAUGGCCUGGGACCUGCAUCACACCCCAUCCCAUCCCAAAUCCUCCCAGUAUUUCACCAGCAAGUCAUCUAAAAAAACAUAUUGAAUACAGAAAGCCAUUAUUGUCCAAAGCCCCUGAUCUGAAGAGCUGAAGGUACCACCCUCUGUUUACCAGACACAUAGUUACUCAUGGCAGAGUGUUUUACAGAAGUGUAAACUACCUGCCAUAACAUUAGCAGGGAAAAAUCACCUACUUGUGCUGAUGGAAGCAGCAAAGAUGAAAAUGGCACUCGGUUUAUCACAAUGUUCUCAGAUGACCUAAUCUUCUAGCUGUAAACAUUCUGACCUUACAGCGGGGCGUUUCGCUGUUUGGAUGCUCACCAAAAGCGUCAGACUUCAAACUUGAUUUAUUGUAGCUGUGGUUUUGCCUUCUCUGGGCCAGUUUGAUUCUCACUAUAGGUUUAGUACUCACACAUUGCAUAGAAGCAUGCUGUUACUAUAUGUUUUACUCUUUGGUAUGCUGUAAUUUUGACCUUUUUAAAUGUUUAACAACUGGUAAUAUGAUGGUUUUUAGCAUGCACAUUUCAGGUGAGCUCUGCUAUGUUUUGUACACCAAAACUGGUGCUUAUUUUUGAAUCCUCAUUCUCUCUUCGCUUUAAAAUGAAUAGAUUUACUCACUUUUAAGUCAACUAAUCACUCUAAAAUCAAUGGGUUUACUGUUUUUUAAGUUAGGUCAACUAAUUGCUCUCAAAUCAAUGGGUUUACUCAUAUUUUAAGUUAAGUCAACUAAUCGCUCUAAAAUCAAUGGGUUUACUCAAUUUUUAAGUUAAGUCAACUAAUCGCUCUAAAAUCAAUGGGUUUACUGUUUUUUUUAAGUUAAGUCAACUAGUCGGUCUGAAAACAAUGGGUUUACUCAUUUUUUUUUAAAGUUAAGUCAACUAAAUAAGCUCCAUUUUUUUAAAUAUUUUGUCAUGUUUGGGAUAAGCUGCAUUUCAUUUUCGCAGUUAGCAAAAACGUAUGGCAGUUAUUGUACUGACAGUCUUUCUUUUAUUAUUGCCAUUUAUCAAAUGAAUGUGGUUGAUGUGUGUUCUCUAUAGUCUUGCAUUUCUACUGAGGAUCAUAGCACAGAACAGAAAAUCAUAAAACUACAUAUAUUAUGUUCUCAUGAAGUAAUGUCCAGGAUAUAUUUCACCCAAAAUCAAUAUUAAUAACAUAGGCUGCUAUGAUUUCUGAAAUAUGGAAAACGCAGACAGAAUCAUUAAUACAGUGGUAAACACACUGUU
Messenger RNA from Danio rerio (zebrafish), 2844 nucleotides. Lineage: Eukaryota; Metazoa; Chordata; Actinopteri; Cypriniformes; Danionidae. The record is from RefSeq and is a predicted model, not a curated record.